Molecule: messenger RNA, 1017 nt
Organism: Eruca vesicaria subsp. sativa (arugula)
Lineage: Eukaryota; Viridiplantae; Streptophyta; Magnoliopsida; Brassicales; Brassicaceae
Source: the annotation of a GenBank genome assembly
AGACAGGCGAUAAUGUUGCUCUAAUGCUCUAAUGCCCUCCUACUAUAAAGUAGUGUGCUCAAUGUCAAUCAGCUGAGGUAUAUGUGUGGGCUUUUACUUCAGAUGGCCCAACUACUUAGCAAACUUUGUAACGUUUUGAGCCCAACUAAUAUGCUUUAGAACUUAGAAGGGUGUUUAUGUCUUUUGACAUGCGGGUGGAUAAUGUGAGAACUGAGAGAAACAGAGUAAACCUUAUCGACUGAAAGAUUGAGUAGUAGAAGCAAAAAAAAUGGCGUCGAUUACAGCAUCUUCUACCUUUCACUCAUUCUCAACAACCAAAAGCCCUAACCUUUCUUCGACCCAUCUUCUUCCUCUAUCCAAAAACCUCACCUUUCGAACCAGACCCAUCGGAAACAGCAGAGUUUGCAGCUUUUCCGCGUUCACGAAACAGAGUCGCCUCGGGUUGAGGAAGGUCUUGGCACUUGGAGCAGGAGGAGGAGAAGAAGGCGUUGCAAUUGCAGAUGAAGAGCAACAACAACAACAACAACAGCAAGAGACUGUCUCUGUUCCUGUCUCUCCUUCAGACAUGCUCACCAUGUUUUUUCAGGCUGAUGGAACUUUGAAUGAAGCAGCUAUUCCUAAUGUGACUAAGGCCUUACAGGACAUAGAUGGAGUUUCCAACUUGAAGGUUCAAGUUUCUGAAGGUGUUGCGGUUGUUGAGCUUUCAAAGCAAACAACGGUUCAAGCAACAGGAGUGGCGUCAAGCUUGGUGGAGACUAUACAAGGAGCAGGGUUUAAGUUACAGACUUUGAAUCUGAGCUUUGAAGACGAAGAUGAGGUUCUUGUCUAAUAAUUGAAUAUAAUUGAAUCAUGUUUUUGACCAAAAUAAAUUGAAUCAUGUUUCUGUUCCAUUUUCUGAUUAAAGAAACUCUUUAGUGUUCAAUGUUAGGGUCACUUAUCUUUUUUUCAUAUGUUCCUCUCGCAAGAAGACAACGUAGUAGAUUACAAAAAGUGGAAAUUAAUAUUUUCGUUGCUUAA